Molecule: messenger RNA, 2974 nt
Organism: Vanessa tameamea
Lineage: Eukaryota; Metazoa; Arthropoda; Insecta; Lepidoptera; Nymphalidae
Gene: Stat92E
Product: signal transducer and activator of transcription 5B
Exons: 22
Coding region: 494-2812 (772 amino acids)
Biological process (GO): regulation of cell population proliferation; defense response; cell surface receptor signaling pathway via JAK-STAT
Molecular function (GO): DNA-binding transcription factor activity, RNA polymerase II-specific; RNA polymerase II cis-regulatory region sequence-specific DNA binding
Source: RefSeq, a predicted model, not a curated record
CUGGUAUUAUUAUGACUGUAGUUGUCAAACAGAAGAAGGAAGUCGGCAAGCAAUUUAUUAUUUUUACGUAUACAAGUGAUAUUAUUACAUGAAAUUUAAUUUUAACCCCGUAUCUAAGCAUUUUGAAACAAUAAUUGAUAAAGCUAGAGCUCUAUAGGAUGUGAUUGGACACCUGUGGCAUCGAUUGUUAUGAACAACAGGUAAUUUUAUAGGUAUUAAUGUGUUGACAUAAUCUAAAUUUAAUAUUCCUUGCAUGUGUUGCGUUGGUGUGUACUUGUGUGUGUUACUGUGUAAACGUCAAAAUUCUCGGAAUCCGGCUGGAAUGAAUUUUGUUGCGGACGUACACGCUUCGUUCAAUACAUGUAAAAUAGUUUUUAUUCUCUUGCCCCGGGCAGAGCUUCCACUUCCCAAGCUCGUGUAAGGGUCGACUUGAAAAAAUAAGUAAAUAGAAUAGCUGAAGGAAAUUACAGGAAUAUAAACAAAAAUAAAUAAAAUGUCGCUGUGGGCGAGAGCACAGCAGUUGCCGCCCGAGAGCCUGCAAAAGGUGCGUGCAGUUUAUGGGGAACACUUUCCCAUCGAAGUUCGUCAUUGUCUCGCAACUUGGAUCGAGAAUCGAAUAUGGACUCCAGAACCGGAGGAGCAACAGAGAUUCUUCGUCGAAGAACUCGUGCAGGAGAUCCACACGCACACGGAGCUAAUGCUGUCUCCAGAGAUGUUCGUCACCAAAAUGAAGCUCAUCGAAGCCGCUAAGCUGUUCCGUAUGCAGUACAGCCACGCCCCCCACGAGCUAUACACAUACAUGCGACGAUGCUUGGCUCUGGAAAUGGAGGUGAUCCAGAGUGCCAUGGGAACGCCGUAUAUAGCUCAGCCGCAGACAGAGAGGAAAUAUAGCGAGCUCAUAACUGGUCUUCAGACAGUGCGUCAGAAGGUGAACAUGGCGAGCGAGGAGAUAAGAAGCCUCCAGGCGAACAUAGAGUCGUUCUCCCUCCAAUACCACGAGUGUCUGAAGAAUAAAGGUCACAUAAAUUAUCUCCAGCAGUCUGGACCGAUGACGAACGAGCGACGGGAACUAGAAGCCUGUCUCAGGGUCCAGAUUGAGGAAAUGGAGAGGAAAUUGAACGCUCUGGUGGCCCAAAUCAACCAGUCGCAGAUGGAACUCGUUGAUCACAUGAAGGAAAAUAUCACUAAUCUCAGACAGUUGCAGAGCCAAGUGCUGGACGAGGAGCUGAUCAAAUGGAAACGCGAACAGCAACUCAGCGGCAAUGGCGUACCGAUGCAGUCGAAUCUGAACACGAUACAAGAAUGGUGCGAGCUGCUGGCCGACCUCAUCUGGAGCACGAGGCAGCAGGUCAGCAACGUCGCCCGGAUCAACAGCAAGACUAUAGCGGAACUGAGGCAGGCGCAUCUCGCCGAAAUGUUGGACGACAUGAGCAAACAGGUGACGAGUUUGCUGUCGACAUUGGUGACAUCAACGUUUGUAAUCGAGAAACAACCGCCCCAAGUGAUGAAGACCAACACUCGUUUCACGGCUACAGUCCGCCUGCUCGUGGGUGGUCAGCUCAACGUGCACAUGACGCCGCCGCGUGUGACGGUGGUGAUAAUAUCGGAGCAGCAGGCGCAGCUGCUGCUGAAGAGCGACACGCAGAGCGGGCGCGGCAAGCAGCCGGUGGAGUGCGGGGACAUCCUCAACAACAGCGGCUGCAUGGAGUACCAGCCCACCAGCCGCCAGCUCAGCGUCAGCUUCCGGAACAUGCAGUUGAGAAAGAUAAAACGCGCCGAGAAGAAAGGGACGGAGAGCGUUAUGGACGAGAAACUCACUCUGCUAUUUCAGUCUGAGUUCAACGUCGGAGGGGGAGAAUUGGUGUUCCAAGUGUGGACGCUGUCGCUGCCGGUGGUGGUGAUCGUGCACGGCAACCAGGAGCCGCACGGCUGGGCCACGGUCACGUGGGACAACGCCUUCAGCCCGCCCGGACGAGUGCCCUUCGCGGUGCCCGAUAAGGUGUCUUGGGGUCAACUGGCCGAGACUCUGCGUAUCAAGUUCUGCUCAGCGACCGGCGGUGAUCUCUCCGAGGAUAAUUUGCGAUUCCUCGCCGAGAAGAUAUUCAGGACCAGCCUACCGCUGAACAGUAUGGAGCUGAACAGCAUGACCGUGAGCUGGACGCAGUUCUGCAAGGACGCUCUUCCGGAGCGAAACUUCACAUUCUGGGAGUGGUUCUACAUGGUCGUGAAGGUCACGAGGGACUAUCUGCGGACGCUUUGGUGUGACAGACUGAUAAUGGGCUUCAUCCAGAAGAAGCAAGCUGAGGAGAUGCUGGCCAAGUGUCCUCCGGGCACUUUCCUGCUGAGGUUCUCUGACUCCGAGCUCGGUGGUAUCACUAUCGCUUGGGUUGGGGAGGCGAAUGAAGUCUUCAGUCUCCAGCCGUUCACGUCUCGCGAUUUGAUGCUGCGCUCCCUCGCGGAUAGGAUCUUGGACCUGGCUCAGCUGCAGUUCCUGUACCCGAACGUGGCGAAGGACGAUGUGUUCUCGAAAUACUACACUAAACCUGAGAACGAGAUGCUGAAGAAUGGCUACGUGAAGCCAGUUCUGGUGACCACCUUGCCGCCGUACAUGUCCGCGUCGCCGGCGUACGCGCACUCGCCGGACUCGCACAGGAACACGCCCAGUGUGCACAGCAGCUACUUCAGCGCUGCAACGCCAGCUCAGACCGAGAGCACCUUCAUGGAUAGCGAUCUGUUUGAACAGAUACGCGCCUUCGAGCCUGAUGGAUUUGAGGACUUCGACUUCUACGGAGGAAAUGUGGCAAUGAAGUGAGAUGCAGAACAGAAUUACCAGUAGCUAUAGAUUAACAGCUUUGAGUCAAUUAUUUUAAGAUCUAGUUGAUGUCAUUUAUUAUCUAUAUUUGUGCCAUAGACAAGGAAAAUGUAACUGUUAUUCUUUUUAAGAAAUUUCAGCUUCAUGUACUUAUUAAAUUAA